UUGGUGAUGGACAGGGAAGCCUGGUGUACUGCAGACCAUGGGGUUGCAAAGAGUCGGACGCGACUGAGUGACUGAACUGAACUGAAACCACCUUGACAAAUAAUCAGAAUGAAUAUAAUCAAUUAUUAUAUUGUAAUCAUUGUAAUGAAUGAAAGUAUGUAAGUAAUGAAUGAAUGUAAUGAAUGUAAGUAAUGAAUCAAGUCAUGAUUUAUAAUUCAAGUUGUAGGAUAACAAGCACAUUCUAACACCUACUUUGAAGAAAUCAGUUUUUGGUCAUUUCAAGGACAAGGCUGAGGAAGACACAGUCACUGAUCCAACUUAGACCUGGCGAGCCUCCUGAGGAACCGGAAGGAUGCGCGGAACCGGUUGCAGCGGCGGCUUUUUUAUACGGAUGUACACGUCGUUUCACUUCGGCUGGACACCACAUAGGCCCGGGGAAGGGUUUUGCCGACGUACCCGGAAGGUUUACCGCGGUUUCCUCGGCGUUGGAGUGCUUGUGGAGCGGCGGGGUCUGGGAGCCAAAGAGACCGAGAUCUUCCCCGGCUCUCCGCCGAGCGCGGCAGCCAGGAUCGCGGCUGCGGGAGCAACGAGCCGGGACGAUCUCCUGGACAAGGACCAGGAGGAGAGGAAAACAAGAGAAAAAAAAAAGAAGUCUGGUCAUUCAAAAGAAAGAUCCAAGGAAAGGAGGAAGAAAAGAUCAUCUAAAAGAAACACAAGAAGCAUUGUGACAAUAGUGACAGCGACUCUGAUUCUGACACAGACUCCAGUGGUGUGGUUUAAGCGUAGAAGGACCAAGUGGAGGAACUGUCAGAGAGCACUGAGGUUCAGAGAUGCGCCCCCUCUGCGCCGGGCCCACCCUGUGGCCACCAACUGGGGUGGACCCUGCAACACCAUCCUCAUUCAGGAGCCGAAUUGGGUCUGGGUCCUUCUGGAGCCGAUGCCCCUGGAGCCGAUGCCCCUGGAGCCGACACCUCUGGAGCUGACGCCCCUGGAGCCAACGCCCCUGGAGCUGAUGCCCAUGCCGCCCAUGCCCCCCAUGCUGGCCUUGCUGCCCAUGCCACCAUUACCCCCUCUGUUUCUGCCUCUGCCCUGGUUUCUACCACCCCCCAUUCACCCCGGCUGCCCUCACAUGGCCUUGCCUGGUCCCCUACCACCAGUGGCCUUUCUGUAGCCCCGUUUCCUCUUGAAUGGUCUCCAAGACAGCUUUGUCGAAAGUGCCUUUGAGCCAGAUUGAAGUUCUGAUACCUCACCAUCAAGCACACAGUGCCUGCCAAGUGCCUGCCAAGUGUGUUACAUACACGUGCCGAGUCAUUGACCCACUAU
Molecule: messenger RNA, 1323 nt
Organism: Cervus elaphus (red deer)
Lineage: Eukaryota; Metazoa; Chordata; Mammalia; Artiodactyla; Cervidae
Product: homeobox protein ESX1-like
Exons: 5
Coding region: 353-1171 (272 amino acids)
Source: RefSeq, a predicted model, not a curated record